AUGGAAUGGGACGAUAUUGUUUAUCUAUCAUUGUUAUUUUCCUGCAUAGGAUUCGGUCACUUCUUGAGACAGAUAAAAGAUAAAGAAUGUAGAAAAUGGGUAGCUACUGCUUUUGGUUUUACAAUUGUAUUUAUUGCUUCAGGCAGACACAUAUUACAUCCCUUGUUUACUGUCUUGGUCAACUCACUCAUCAUCUUAUAUGGAAACAAAAGAUCCAUCCAUGUCUACAGUUUUGCAUUCACGUUUACUUAUUUGAUAUUCUUCCGAACCACGGAAUAUUUCGGAAUACCUUAUCCACCGUCUCACACAAAUCUUAUACAAAUGAUUCUUACACUUAAGCUGGUUGGAUUGGCGUUUGAAGUGCAUGACAGUGCAAUUGCUGAAAAGAACAAGGACUCCGACAUUGCAGAUGAUUCUCCUCUCAUAGAGCCGGAGGUUUGUCGUAUUGCGCCUCCUGGGUUCAUGGACAUUUUUCACUACUCGUUUUGCUACAUUGGCGUGCUGACAGGACCAUACUUCAAGUACCGCAUGUACUGGGAUAUGUUUAAUGCUCCAUUUUCUGAACUGGCUCCGUGCAAAGAGGCUACGUUGGAGAGGAUUAUGCCAGUCCCUCUCUGGGCCGUUGCUUUCCUCAUUUCAUCUUACAUCUUUCCUCUUAAGUACGCCAUGACAGACGAGUUCUACAACGAACGCUCGAUGGCGUACAGAGUCUGGUACUUGUAUCCGUCGUUCUUCAACUUCCGCAUGCGUAUGUACAUCGGGAUGCGUCUGUCUGAGUGUGUCUUUACGAUGAGCGGGUUGGGAGCCUAUCCAGCAUUUACACAGCCUAAACCUGGUCAGGGGCCUUCUACUGAGUUUUUCGCCCUAUCCAGAAUGAUGGGUGCAGGAUUGAACAGUUCUCAAGCAAAGACGGAGAAGUACAGCUUUGCUGCUAUUUAUAACAUUGACUCGUGGGGAUCAGACUUCCAGCCAACCAUCAGAUCUUCCAUGAAGUGCUGGAACAUGACCAUUCAGUAUUGGCUGGCCACUUACGUCUACAAGAGAUUCCCCGUGAAGGCUUACAGGAUGCCUGUGACAUUCGUAGUUUCCAGCUUGUGGCAUGGAGUGUACGCUGGUUACUAUCUCUGUCUAUGCUCCGUCCCGUUCUACUUGCCUGCGGAGGACAUGUUUUACAGGGCAUUCAAGAACAACUCCCUCCCCCCAUUGCUCCAUUACCCAUGGGUGUUCUUGCGCUAUUGGUGGAAGAUGCUCCACUUCUCCUAUUGGUCGAUGGCUUUCUCCUUGCUCCGCAUCGACAUCUGUCUCCGUUACUGGAGUUCUAUCUAUUUCCUACCCAACAUCUUGACUUUAGUGAUGUACGCUAUUGGACUGACAGUUCUUAAACCUUCCAGAGCGCCUGUGACUUCUAAGUAAUCAGUGUUUGUUUCAAAAGGUUUAUGUAGGCUAGUUAAGUCGGAGGUAAGUUUUAAGUUUCAUACUAGACAUGAUCACUGAUCAGGGAGUGAAAAUGUAUCUACGUUCUAAUCCAGCUAUAUGGUCAAGUAGUUUUGUAGCUUUUAUUUACUGUGUAAGUCAAAAGGUAUUUUUAAUGUUUAUCUAUAGAUUCAGUCUCAGGUUUUCUCUGUGAUCGUCUCAUUUUCUCAGUUGAGAUUCCUUUCAUUCUUUCCAUAUAGUAUCCUCUAUUUUUGUUUAGUUUAAACACCUCCCUUUUCAAAGUAAUAUUUUAACUUUUAAUUAAUAUAUUUCCUUGUUUAACUUAUUUCAAAUCUCUUUAAUAAAGGAAUCUCCAAUGCAGAAAGAGAUCUAUAUCUAUAUACCUUAAAAACUAUUUUUUAAGGCCAGAAAUUUAUCUGGACCAAAAGUUUUGCUCUCUAAUUGGAAGACUUGCUAUACCCAAGAGAAACCAAUUUUAUCACUGGUCUAUAAAAAGAUUGAAUAAAUCUUUUAUAAAAAAUAUUAAAUUCCAUUGAGCAAAUUUAAAGGUAAGAA
Messenger RNA from Macrosteles quadrilineatus (aster leafhopper), 1989 nucleotides. RefSeq names its product lysophospholipid acyltransferase 7-like. Gene Ontology annotation, biological process: phosphatidylinositol biosynthetic process; lipid modification. NCBI's taxonomy places the organism in Eukaryota, Metazoa, Arthropoda, Insecta, Hemiptera, Cicadellidae. Gene Ontology annotation, cellular component: mitochondria-associated endoplasmic reticulum membrane contact site; membrane. Gene Ontology annotation, molecular function: lysophospholipid acyltransferase activity. Bases 1 to 1413 code for a protein of 470 amino acids. The transcript has 8 exons. The record is from RefSeq and is a predicted model, not a curated record.